This is a messenger RNA of Bactrocera dorsalis (oriental fruit fly), 726 nucleotides long. Its product is annotated as C-type lectin-like. The record is from RefSeq and is a predicted model, not a curated record. Gene Ontology annotation, molecular function: carbohydrate binding. The transcript is spliced from 2 exons. Gene Ontology annotation, biological process: biological process involved in interspecies interaction between organisms. NCBI's taxonomy places the organism in Eukaryota, Metazoa, Arthropoda, Insecta, Diptera, Tephritidae. The coding region runs from base 70 to 390 and encodes 106 amino acids. Gene Ontology annotation, cellular component: external side of plasma membrane.
UUCUAAAUCUUCCAUUAUUUUUUGCAGGCGAAUUGGUUCAAAGCGUCACAAUAUUGCCGCUACCACGGCAUGCAUUUAGCAAGUAUUGCAUCACAAGAAGAGAAUGACAGACUGGAAAAACACAUACGCGACUUUGCAGGUUUGGGUCACGAACACUUCUGGACAUCUGGCACUGACUUGGCCGAUGAGGGCAACUACUUUUGGAUGGCCAAUGGUCGGCCCAUUACAUUUACGAAUUGGAAUGCUGGCGAACCGAAUAAUUUCCGUUAUGAGAAUGGUGAAGAGGAGAAUUGCAUGGAGUUAUGGAAUCGUGAUGGCAAGGGUCUGAAGUGGAAUGAUUCGCCGUGUAGUUUUGAAACGUAUUUCGUGUGCGAAGUGCAGGCAAUUUAAUGAACACAGGGCGUUGAUUGACUGAAGCACAAACCAAUCAUGUUAUAAAUAAACAAGAACAACAACAAAAACAAUAACAAACGACAAUUGCAAAGUUGUCAAAUGUCUGCAGUGGAGCUAAGCAUAAUAACUUAAGGAAAUAGCGUACUUUUUUUGUGUGUGCGUGUGGGUGGUGUGUGGGGCACCGCAAAUGCGCACGCAUAAGCACUAUAUUGCAAAAUUUACAUAAUUUCUUAAGCAACGGCACUCUUGGUGAUUGUGGUGAUUAGGGGCACGUGUGGCAAGCACAAGCGGCUCAAAUAUUUGCGCUUAAUGGCAUGGUGAAAAAACAAACAA